This is a messenger RNA of Histoplasma mississippiense, 807 nucleotides long. RefSeq lists its product with no specific name. NCBI's taxonomy places the organism in Eukaryota, Fungi, Ascomycota, Eurotiomycetes, Onygenales, Ajellomycetaceae. The transcript has 4 exons. Gene Ontology annotation, biological process: protein phosphorylation; mitotic DNA damage checkpoint signaling. Gene Ontology annotation, molecular function: ATP binding; protein serine/threonine kinase activity. The coding region runs from base 1 to 807 and encodes 268 amino acids. Gene Ontology annotation, cellular component: nucleus. The record is from RefSeq and is a predicted model, not a curated record.
AUGGCACCUCCACCCAUUGAAUUGAUCGGUGCUGCUGGACGUCGCUAUCUCUUCAAAUCUGGACAAGGCAAAUUCAUCUUGAAGGACAUUCCCAAGGCCAUUUUCUCAAGCUUUAAUGAGGACAUACGCCCGCGGCUUCCUGAAAGUCCAUUUCUACGGCUACCACAUGACACAAUUCCAGAUCAGCGAAUAUUUGUUUACAGGUACAUGAAUGAUGAUUUUCUGAGCCUUGUUAGAAAGCAAAUAUCCAUGCAAGCUAGGAAGCAGAUUCUAAAAGCCAGCUUGCGAGGGAUUGCUGAGCUGCACAGCCAUGAUAUUGUCCAUUUCGGUGAAAUAUCAAACCUGAUAAUAUCAUGGUCAAUUACCGCGGUACUGGUCCAGAGACAAUUGUUGAGCAGGUUCAGAUCAUCGAUCUCGAAAAUGCAGCUUAUCUCCCUAAAGGGAGGUGCAUUAAAGGGAUUCAUCUUCGGAGCCGAUGAGGAUUUACAGAAACACGAAUCGCAGGGUGCAUUCCCUCACGUCAUUCGCCUGCAACGUCAAGUUUCUUUUUUUGGAGAUCGAGAAGGAUUGAAUGGACUCAUGACACACGUUGGUGAUGAGGAAGUCAACUGCCAGGUUCUGGGAUUUCUUUGGGAUGAUCGGGUGGCAGAUUAUCAUUCCUACAAGCCAUUCUCAGAGUGGCCGAAUGUCACCGACGACGAGUUCAAGGAUCUCAUCCGGAGAAUGACGAACUUGGAUCCUCAAAAGCGUGCAACAGCGCGCGAAGCCUUGGAGCACCCCUGGUUUGCUGGUUGUGAGAUUUAUUAA